AUGGAAGAAUAUAACAAGAGCAGCAUAAAGAAGGCAAGGCUGAACUCGUUGCUGACAAACUUGCUAGAUGACCCUAUACUUUCUGAUGUUCCCAAGAACCCAACUUUGGCAGAUGUUGACACUCUCAUUAGCCUUGAAUUGGGUAGUGCCAUGCGCAUUUCUGUCUUGAAAUUGGAUGGGUCUACUCUUGACGUGAUCGUGAUGAAUUCAGCAACAGUCAAGGAUUUGAAACUUGCCAUCAAGAGGAAGGUAAAUGACAUGGAACAAUCUGGCAUGGGUCACCGCCACAUUUCUUGGAAACAUGUAUGGGCAAAUUAUUGUUUGUCAUACCAUAACAACAAGCUCCUAGAUGAUAAUGAUGCACUCCAAAAUUUUGGUGUACGAAAUAAUUCUCAGGUUCAAUUUGCACCCUUUGUCAUGACAAAACAAUCACGGAGGCAUUCGAAGAGGAGAAAACACCGUUUUUUUCAUGGCCUUAAUAAGCGUUCCUGAUCAAACAAGGCCAUGUUCUAAAAUGACUUCAUAUAAUUGUACCUAACGUCCAUCCAAAUCAUUUUUCAAUCUUUUGCAAACAAUUCGAAAAUAUGUAAAUAAAGUUACCCAAAAAACAUCAUUGGCUUAUCUGUUGUUGAUGUUGGUAAGUAGGUGAUCUGUCCCAGUACAAGUACAAGUAAUCAGUGUUUUAUUUUGUUAAAGUAAUUAACUUUUUUAUUAUUGCAA
Molecule: messenger RNA, 720 nt
Organism: Vigna angularis (adzuki bean)
Lineage: Eukaryota; Viridiplantae; Streptophyta; Magnoliopsida; Fabales; Fabaceae
Product: U11/U12 small nuclear ribonucleoprotein 25 kDa protein
Exons: 4
Coding region: 1-492 (163 amino acids)
Biological process (GO): mRNA splicing, via spliceosome
Cellular component (GO): U12-type spliceosomal complex
Source: RefSeq, a predicted model, not a curated record